Lucilia cuprina (Australian sheep blowfly) is the source of this 1152-nucleotide messenger RNA. RefSeq names its product fatty acyl-CoA reductase wat. Gene Ontology annotation, cellular component: peroxisome. The transcript is spliced from 5 exons. Gene Ontology annotation, biological process: long-chain fatty-acyl-CoA metabolic process. Gene Ontology annotation, molecular function: alcohol-forming very long-chain fatty acyl-CoA reductase (NADP+) activity. The annotation marks the transcript as partial. The record is from RefSeq and is a predicted model, not a curated record. Lineage: Eukaryota; Metazoa; Arthropoda; Insecta; Diptera; Calliphoridae.
UUACAUUCAAAUUUCGUUACAGAAUCACCCAUGCAAAUGUUUUACAAGGAUAAAGGUGUUUUCUUGACUGGUGGCACGGGAUUUUUUGGUAAAAUUAUAAUUGAAAAACUAUUGCGUGUCACCGAUGUUGGUCAAAUAUUUUUGCUGAUACGUACGAAAAAGGGAAAAGAUGUACAAUCUCGUCUAGAUGAUCUAUUCAAUGAUCCUGUUUUUGAACGCUUGAAAAAAGUCAAUCCACAAUAUCGAGAAAAAAUCACACUUAUUUCAGGAGAUGUUUCACAGUUGGGUUUGGGCAUCAGCACAGAAGAUCGUGAGUUGCUCAAAGACAAUGUGAAUAUUGUCAUUCAUGGUGCUGCUACAGUACGUUUUGAUGAGAAACUAAAAAUGGCCAUUGCCAUUAAUGUCAAUGGUACAAAGGAAAUUUUAAGAUUGUCCAAGGAAAUUGUGCACCUUAAGGCAGUGGUGCAUGUGUCCACAGCAUUUGCCCAUUGUAAUCGUCGUUAUAUACAAGAGAAAUUCUAUAAUUCCCCUUUGUCAGGUGAUAAUGCCUGCAAAUUGAGUGAGUGUUUGGACGAACAGACUUUGAACUUGCUGACGCCCACCAUUAUUAAGGGCUACCCGAAUACAUACACAUUUACAAAAGUAUUGGCUGAGGAUGUGGUACAAAACUAUGCAGGAAAUUUGCCAGUUACCAUAUUUCGUCCGGGUAUAGUUAUAACUACCUAUCGUGAACCCAUUACCGGAUGGAUAGACAACAUGUAUGGUCCCUGCGGCAUUAUUGUGGGCGUAGGUUCGGGCGUUUUACGUGUGUUUAGCGGUAAUGUGGACAAUAAGGCCCAAUUAGUGCCUGUGGAUUUGUGUGUCAAUGCCUUGUUAACUAGUGCCUGGGAUAUUGCUAGAAAUACUUAUGACAACCCACCCAUUUAUAAUUAUGUACCGGAUGCCAACAAUAUGUCAACAUGGCGUGAAUACAUUACAUUUGGUACGGAAUGUGGUAAAAGCUUGCCGUUACGCAAAUCGAUUUGGUAUCCACGUUUUACGAUUGUUCCCACAAAAUUUCAAUUUUAUAUAUUGGCAUUUUUCUAUCAUACAUUACCCGCCCUCUUUAUGGACAUGUUAAUGCUGGUGAUUGGUAAAAAGCCCAGGUAAUGU